AGCUGACGGCCGCCGACAAAAGGAGGGAAGCGAUGAAUUCGGACAAUUUAACCUCCCGGAGCUUCCUCUCUGCCAUUCACAGCAACGCCAGCAAUUUAUUCUCAGGGCUCCAGUUUGUUCAGACCUUCAAGCCGCUGAUCAUCCCCUGCUACUCGCUAGUGGUUUUUAUCGGGGUGAUUGGGAAUUACCUUCUCAUUUAUGUCAUCUGCAAGACGAAAAAAAUGCACAACGUCACCAACUUCCUGGUAGGCAACCUGGCUUUCUCAGACAUGCUCAUGUGUGCAACCUGCGUGCCCCUGACACUUGCUUAUGCCUUUGAGCCCAGAGGGUGGGUGUACGGGCGCUUCAUGUGCUACUUUGUGUUCCUGAUGCAGCCCGUCACUGUGUUCGUGUCUGUCUUUACCCUGACUGUCAUAGCUGUGGACAGGUACUGUGCCAUGGUGCACCCCUUCCGCAGGAGGCUCACAAUCCCCAUUUGUGCUUACAUCCUGGCUGCUAUUUGGCUGCUGAGCUGCACCUUGGCUGCACCAGCCUUGGUCCACACUUACCACGCGGAGUUCCCAGAACUGGACUUCUCCAUCUGCGAGGAGUUUUGGUUCCACAAGAAAAGAGACCGCUUAGCUUAUGCCUACAGCACUCUCAUCAUCACCUACAUACUGCCUUUGGCUGUCAUCUCCCUGUCCUACCUGAGAAUCUCAGUCAAGCUGAAGAACCGUGUAGUCCCAGGCAAUGUCACCCAGGGCCAAGCUGAGUGGGACCGAGCAAGGAGGAGGAAGACUUUUCGCUUGCUAGUCUUAGUGGUGGCAGCCUUUGGGGUCUGCUGGCUGCCUCUGCACAUCUUCAACAUGAUAAAGGACAUAGACAUCAGCUUGAUCGACAAGCAGUACUUCAACUUCAUCCAGCUGCUGUGCCACUGGUUUGCAAUGAUGUCUGCUUGUACUAAUGCCUUCCUUUAUGCCUGGCUCCACGACAGCUUCAGGGGGGAGCUGAAGAAAAUGUUUGCCUGGAGAAAGAAGAAAAUUGGACCCACUACAAACUGCAUUAUGGCCAGUGUGGUGCUGUAAACAAGGGCUGAUGAGAGUACA
Molecule: messenger RNA, 1085 nt
Organism: Merops nubicus (carmine bee-eater)
Lineage: Eukaryota; Metazoa; Chordata; Aves; Coraciiformes; Meropidae
Gene: PRLHR
Product: prolactin releasing hormone receptor
Exons: 1
Coding region: 33-1064 (343 amino acids)
Biological process (GO): G protein-coupled receptor signaling pathway
Cellular component (GO): neuron projection; plasma membrane
Molecular function (GO): neuropeptide Y receptor activity; neuropeptide binding
Source: RefSeq, a predicted model, not a curated record